This is a messenger RNA of Varanus komodoensis (Komodo dragon), 4493 nucleotides long. RefSeq names its product eukaryotic translation initiation factor 2 alpha kinase 3 (gene EIF2AK3). Gene Ontology annotation, biological process: protein phosphorylation. NCBI's taxonomy places the organism in Eukaryota, Metazoa, Chordata, Lepidosauria, Squamata, Varanidae. The transcript is spliced from 17 exons. The record is from RefSeq and is a predicted model, not a curated record. The coding region runs from base 322 to 3621 and encodes 1099 amino acids. Gene Ontology annotation, molecular function: protein kinase activity; protein binding; ATP binding.
CCGGAAUAGUGUUGAAUUCUGGAAGAAAAGUCUCGGCCCGCGUUCUGAGAUUGGACAGACGCGUGAUAUGACACAAUGUUCAAGCGUAAGGAUAAACAUUUUUGGUUGUGAACGAAAGCGCCGGUACGUGGCCAAAACGGGGCGGGAUUGGUUGUAGUGCAACCAAUAUCCAGGCUCGCUUGCAGUGUUGCAGUGCGCGUGGGUUGUGCCCGGCUCGGUCCGCUGAGGAAAACCGAUCGCGCCGUUUCCGGAGGUUGUUUGGCAGGUGCGGGACGUAUGUCCUAACGACGUCCGUGAGGCGAGUGGCGGGAGGCCCCCUUCAUGCCCGGGCCGCGAGGCCCAAGCGUUCGGCCUGCUUCGUCCACCGCCACAACUCUCCCAGCCAUCGCCGCCCUGGUACCCCUCUGGUUGCUUCUGCCGCUUUGCAUCUCCCUGAGGGAGGCGGCGGCGGCGUUUUCGGAUGGAGAAAACCAGCCGGGACUAGGACUCGGCGGCGUUGCAGCUGCCGCGCUCCCUGUGGUUGCCGACGUGACUGUAGAGGAUGAUGAGGCCAGCGGGGUGCCUCAAGCGGCGUCCCUCGGGGAGCAGGAGGAGGAAGCAGUGGAUGCGCCCGCCCGGAGUGGCAGCUACAGAUCAUUAGUAAUUAUAAGUACUUUGGAUGGACGGAUUGCUGCUCUAGACCCAGAGAACAGUGGAAGAAAACAGUGGGAUUUGGAUGUGGGAUCAGGUUCUCUUGUCUCAUCAAGCCUCAGUAAACCAGAGGUGUUUGGGAAUAAAAUGAUAAUUCCCUCCUUGAAUGGAGACCUUUUCCAGUGGGAUCGUGACAGAGAAAGCAUGGAAGCUGUUCCUUUCACUAUUGAAUCUCUUCUUGAAUCAUCGUACAGAUUUGGUGAUGAUGUUGUUCUUGUUGGAGGAAAAUCUUUGACCACAUAUGGGUUGAGCACAUGUUCAGGAAAGGUGAAGUAUGUAUGUUCAGCAAUGGGCUGUCGUCGCUGGGAUGAUGAUGAAACAGAACAGGAGGAUAUUCUUCUUCUGCAUCGAACACAGAAAACAGUUCGUGCUGUUGGGCCCCGCAGCGGCAAUGAAAAGUGGAAUUUUAGUGUUGGUCACUUUGAACUGCGUUAUGUUCAAGACACCGAAACAAAAGUAGGAUUUCUUGAAGGCAAUAUAGAAUCAAAUAUAAACAAAGAAGAUGCUAAAGUUAUUUCAGAAGUGGAGGAGCAGGAGGCUGUAAUGAAGGAUACAGUGAUAAAGGUCUCAGUAGCAGACUGGAAGGUUAUGGCAUUCAAUAAGAAGGGAGGACAUCUGGAAUGGGAAUACCAGUUUUGCACUCCAGUUGCUUCUGCCUGGCUGGUUAAAGAUGGAAAAGUAAUUCCAAUUAGUCUCUUUGAUGAUACAAGCUACAGCUCAAAUGAUGAUAUCUUAGAAGAUGAAGAAGAUCUUGUUGAAGCUGCCCGAGGAGCUACAGAGUCCAGUGCCUAUAUAGGAAUGUUCAGAGGCCAGCUAUACCUUCAGACGUCAGUCAGAAUUUCUGAUAAAUUCCCCACCAAACCUAAGGCUUUGGAGUCCAGAAGUGAUAAUGCAGUUAUUCCUUUGCCCAUGAUCAAGUGGAAACCCUUGAUUCAUUCUCCUUCUAGAACUCCUGUGCUGGUGGGAUCUGAUGAGUUCGAUAAAUGCCUCAGCAAUGACAAGUUUUCUCACGAAGAGUAUAGUAAUGGUGCCCUUUCAGUCCUGCAGUAUCCCUAUGAUAAUGGCUACUUUUUGCCCUAUUACACAAGAGAGAGAAACAGACGAAGCACUCAGAUCACUGUCAGGUUUUCUGAAAACAUGAACUAUAAGACUAUCCGUAGAAAGGAUCCAGUUCUACUUCUGCACUGGUGGAAAGAAAUAGUUUCCACUAUUUUAUUUUGCAUUGUCACCACAACUUACAUUGUGCGCAGACUUUUCCAUCCUAAUGCUCGCAGUCGACAGCGGAAGGAGUCUGAAACCCAGUGUCAGACAGACAGUAAAUAUGAACCUGUUGCUGGACAGAUUAAAGACAGCAGCUCAGGUGAUUUAAAGAACUCUGGAUAUGUAUCAAGAUACCUAACAGAUUUUGAACCAAUUCAGUGUCUAGGUCGUGGAGGAUUUGGAGUGGUGUUUGAAGCCAAAAACAAAGUAGAUGAUUGUAACUAUGCUAUUAAAAGAAUUCGUCUACCAAACAGGCAACAGGCUCGUGAAAAAGUAAUGCGUGAAGUUAAAGCAUUAGCAAAACUUGAACAUCCUUGUAUUGUUCGUUAUUUCAAUGCUUGGCUGGAAGCACCACCUGAGAGCUGGCAGGAAAGAAUGGACAAACUCUGGCUAAAAGAUGAAAGUAUUGAUUGGCCAUUCAGUUCUCCCAGCCCAGUGGAAGUGCCAUCAUUUAAAAUUAGAACUGAGCCAUUCUCUGCAAAAGAACAGAUUAAAGUUAUUGCUACAUCUGUAGAAAGGAAGACUUUACUUUCUGUUGGGAUACCUUGUGGCCAAGCAGAUUCAUCAGAGAGUCAUUUUCCCUCCUUGGAAUUCUCUGCUGUUGAUCAUGGAGACAUGAGCAACUUGACAGAUCCUCCAUCACAUACGCGAGACAGUUUCCUCACUGACUGGGAUAUAGCUGGUAGCACUGUUGAUAACAACAAUCCUGGACAAUCCUUUUGUCUUCCAGCCAAGACAGCAAUAAGGGUGAGGGAAAGGACUUCUUCAUCUAUUGUCUUUGAAGACUCUGUUUGUGAUAAGACUUCUACUAAAGAGGAUAAUACCGAUGAUUCACUUCAUGAUAGUCAUCGUGAGGAUAAAGCAACAAGCUCAAAAGGAUCCAAUUAUAGCAUGUCAUCUUCAAUAAGCCCUUUCUCCACUUCUCCACCAAGACCAACAACCUUAAGUAUGGACAUUUCUAAGAACACUGAACAAAAAACCAUGUCCUCCACUCCAAAAGUGUACCUUUACAUCCAGAUGCAACUUUGUAGGAAGGAAAAUCUCAAAGACUGGAUGAACAAAAGGUGUUCAGUAGAACUGAGGGAAAGGAGAGAGUGCCUGCUGAUAUUCCUGCAGAUAGCUGAAGCAGUUCAGUUCCUGCAUAGUAAAGGGUUAAUGCAUCGGGAUCUCAAGCCUUCCAACAUAUUUUUCACAAUGGAUGACCUAGUAAAAGUUGGGGAUUUUGGGCUAGUGACUGCAAUGGACCAAGAAGAAGAGGACAUAUCUGUUCUAACACCAAUGCCUGGUUAUGACAGGCACACCGGGCAAGUUGGGACCAAGCUCUACAUGAGUCCAGAGCAGGUUUAUGGAAAUACUUAUUCACACAAAAUAGACAUUUUCUCUUUGGGGCUGAUCUUGUUUGAGCUUCUUUACCCUUUCAGCACUCAAAUGGAGAGAGUCAGGACACUGGCUGAAGUCAGGAGCUUGACCUUUCCCCCGCUGUUCAUUCAGAAAUAUACCCAAGAGUAUGCUAUGGUAAAGCACAUGCUUUCUCCAAGUCCCAUGGAAAGACCAGAAGCUGCAGUCAUUAUAGAAAACCCUAUAUUUGAAGACUUGGAAUUCCCAUCAAAACCAGUGCUCAGGCAGAGGUCAAGAACAAUAAGUACAUCGGGAAUUAAGCAUUCAAGAUAGCUCAAUAAAUUAUUUGGCACAACCAUUAAGAACAUUCCGAACAGGACUCAGAACCAAGAGAAUCUAACAUCACGAGCAUUCAAGCAGGAGAAUCUAACAUCAAGCAACAUCUCUGAAAUAGUAAUAUUCUGAGGUUUAUAUGUCAGAUUUGUGACAUAUUAUCAUUGGCUGAAGCUAAGAAUUUAACCUGUUCAGCCUUCUUCCAGUGAAUCACUUUCACAUAAUAGUCUUAGUUCUCAGCAACUUUUAUGUUCGAAUCUUGUAAAUAUUUUCUAGGAAAUGGGAAAGGAUUGCUACUAUGUAAAUAGAACUAAAUCGUGUAUUUUUAUAGCACAAUUCUAAACCUGAUAUAUAGGUCCUGAUUACAUUAAUUUAGCAUAUGAAGAUGAUCCUAAAGGAAGGUAAAAUAUAAAUUUCUAUUUUGUCCCUGGAGGCUAACUUGCACAAUAAGGAUGCCAUUAUUACUCAUUUUAGAGCAGAUUGUGAUGUUUCUUUGUAAUACAAGAUUAUUGAAAAAAUGUUAGAUGAAAGUGGAAGAAGAUUCAGCAGUUUAAAAAAAUGUUUGAUUACGGGUUCCAAUUGUCAUUGUAACAAAGCUUAUGAUAAUAUUUUGUAAUUCCUGUGAUGUAGUACUUAAUAUAACCUUCCCAGCUCAUAGUAAUCAAGUCUCAUGCAUUUCUUACAGGAUGUUAUUGCUCAAUAACACCUUUUCUUACUGUUCUCACUGUAAAUAUGUUAAUUUUUAUUUAUAAAAUUGCAAGAUCAAUCCUUUUGGGUUGGUGGUGUACAGCAUGCACUUGGAACAAUUGUUAGGUGCAUUUAAUUACUGUGACUUCAUUCAAGUCUGCUUUAAUAAAAUCUUUUUAUUUCGA